AUGAUAUUCGAUCCAGCCCGCAUCGAACUCCCAGCUUCAUACGAGACAGUUCCCACUACGGGUCAAAUCAAAGUCUCACAUCAUCCGACCGGUGCUGCAUCCGCUACUCCAGUUAUUGUUGUGACCUUGAAUCGUCCCACGAAAAGCAAUGCAUUCACCUCGCAAAUGGUGCAGGAUUUUGAGAAGCUCUAUCCCAUGUUCGAUGUGGAUGAACGCGUGAAGGUGAUUGUCUUGACAGGUGCCGGUAAGACGUUUUGCGCCGGAGCGGACCUGGACCUUGGUUUCAGCAACAGUCAAGAGCGUCCUGCGGAGCAUCGCGACGGUGGUGGCCGAGUGGCAUUAGCUAUCCACCGCUGUCGUAAGCCCACAAUUGCGGCGAUGCAAGGCUCCGCAGUUGGGGUUGGAAUGACCAUGACGCUGCCGGCGAUUAUACGGAUCGCCUACGACAAGGGCAAAUAUGGCUUUGUGUUUGGCCGUCGUGGCAUCAUCAUGGAAUCAUGCUCCUCCUAUUUCCUUCCCCGUCUUGUCGGAUUCUCCAAUGCGAGCUAUUUAGUGAGUACGGGAGCGGUCUUUCCGCCCACCGCCAAACACUUUGGCGAUCUUUUCAACGAAGUGCUUCCAGAUCCUUCGCACGUCCUGCCUCGUGCGCUGGAACUAGCCACCGAGAUAGCCGAGAACGUGAGCCCGACAUCUCAAUAUCUCAACCGCGCACUCAUGUGGCGGAACCCGGGAACUCCAGAGGGGGCUCAUCUGUUGGAAUCGGCGGUGAUCUGCCAAAUCUUCGGUUCGGCAGACCAGAAUGAGGGGGUCCAAUCCUUCUUUGAGAAGCGCAAACCCGCAUUCCGGGCCAAUUUGGAUGACAAUCCGCCCAGUAAUGUGCCCUGGUGGACUGAAGUUGACACCGGAAGGCGUCCAAAAGCAAGGAAAACGGGUUCGUCCAAAUUGUGA
Molecule: messenger RNA, 948 nt
Organism: Penicillium oxalicum
Lineage: Eukaryota; Fungi; Ascomycota; Eurotiomycetes; Eurotiales; Aspergillaceae
Product: enoyl-CoA hydratase/isomerase family protein
Exons: 4
Coding region: 1-948 (315 amino acids)
Source: RefSeq, a predicted model, not a curated record